AUGAAGCCCACGUCACUUUUCUCACUCGCCCUCGUGGCCACCACCCAGCUCCUCGGAGUCUACGCUGCCAGCAAAACCAGCGGAACCGACUCUGCCCCGAGCCAGACGCCUUCGACAACUCCCAUUGUCGGCCAACUAACAUCUCAUGGCUGCUACAAGUCCGGAGGCAACCUGACUCAGGCCGCGGGUGUCAAGUUCGUGUCCUCAGGUAGUUGCGGGAAGUACUGCACUGGCAAGGGAUAUUACGUGAUGGGACUUCACGCCGCAGCCUGCUACUGUGGCAUGGUUUAUCCUCCUCUGGACGAUGUGACCGACGACAGCAAGUGUGAUUAUCCCUGCCCUGGCUACGACCCCGAAGCCUGCGGUAGUCUUAAGAAUGGCGUCUUCUCCGUCUUCAACACCGGAGUCGAGGUCGCUGCGGAGGACAUGGAGCCAGAGAGCUCAUCAUCAACAACCGCCGCUGCCUCUUCCACUAAAGAAUCAACGAAAUCUACUGCCGCGGAGACCGCUGUUGCAACGUCCGAACCUGCUGCCGCGAGUUCAACUGGCAGCAGUUCCGAUGGAGAUAAAAAGAAGAGCACUAAUACCGCUGCCAUCGCUGCAGGUUCUGUCGUUGGCGUCAUUGCUGUCGCCGGUAUUAUUGGUGUAGCCGUCUUCUUUGUUCGCCGCCGUCGGAACGCCGAGAUUGAGGAGGAGCACCGCCGCAACGCUGCUGUCAACGCCUUCAUCAACGGCUCCAAGCCCCCUGGCAGCAGUGGUAGCAUUUCCAUGACUGACUCUCGCCUGGACCCCGUCAUGGCCCACCGAAGACUCAGUGACGGCAGCAUUGCUGAUGACCAAGACUACUCCCGGAGGAUUCUCAGGGUCACCAACGCAUGA
Molecule: messenger RNA, 879 nt
Organism: Ilyonectria robusta
Lineage: Eukaryota; Fungi; Ascomycota; Sordariomycetes; Hypocreales; Nectriaceae
Exons: 2
Coding region: 1-879 (292 amino acids)
Source: RefSeq, a predicted model, not a curated record